GGCGGCAGGAAGGCGGCGGCGGCGGCGGCGGGCUCGGCGUCCUCCUCACGCGCUCCCGGCGGCCGCGGCACCCGGGGCGGCUCCUCUCGCGCGCCAGGGCCCCGCCGCCGACCUGCCGCCGCGCCCUCCUCGCGCCCGCCCCGCGCCCGACGCCGCUUUCCCCGCGGGCUCCCGCCUCGCGGCGACUCAGGAGCCGGCGGACAUGAGCGAAGCGGCGGCGGCGGCGCCCGAGCGGGGCUGGAAGAGUGAGAAAGUGGACGAGGCGCAGGCCCUGGCGCGGAGUUGCGCUGCCCGCCGGCCCGACUUCCAGCCGUGCGACGGGCUCUCCAUCUGUGCCACGCACAGCCACGGCAAGUGCUUCAAGCUGCACUGGUGCUGUCACCUGGGAUGGUGUCACUGCAAGUAUGUCUAUCAGCCUAUGACCCCUGUGGAACAGCUUCCAAGCACGGAGAUCCCUGUGAAGCCUCGGGAACCCACAAACACCAUUCAAAUCUCCGUCUCCCUCACGGAACACUUUUUGAAGUUCGCAUCUGUCUUCCAGCCUCCUCUCCCACCGGAGUCCCCAAGGUACUGUACGAUUUCAGACCUUUUUAUUGACAACUAUCAAGUCAAGUGCAUCAAUGGGAAGAUGUGUUACGUGCAGAAGCAGCUGGCACCGAAUUCCCACAAAACAGGCCCCGAGGAGGUCUCCGCACACAAUGCCUUAAUUUCACAAGAGAGCAGCACGCCAAAAAUAGAUCACUGCUCCUCUCCCUCGAGCUCGGAGGACUCUGGGAUCAAUGCGAUUGGGGCUCACUACGUGGAGUCGUGUGACGAGGAGACAGAAGAAGGAGCAGAACUGAGUUCAGAGGAAGAUUACAGCCCUGAGAGCAGCUGGGAGCCGGAUGAGUGCACCCUGCUCUCCCCGUCACAGUCCGACCUGGAAGUGAUUGAGACCAUAGAAACCACCGUGUGAGGGGCCGCGGUAGCCACGGCCUCCGAUCCCCGCAGCGCUUUUGUACUUUUGUCUGAUGGAUCCUUUUUCCACUGCAGUUGGCAUUUUCUACCCCUCUCUAGCAACUCUUGCAGUUCAGUGGUCUGCUGAUUAGUUUCACUCUUGAAUUCGUCUUCUAACUAAGACAUUUUUUCGUACCAACCGUUUUCUUUUGUAUCUUGACUUACUUCCUAUGUAGCAUCUGGUAUCAUCAGUUGUGACCCAGCCUUAAUUUCACUGGGAACUUUGAAAGCGGAGAAGUGGUGAUCACAGAGUAUUCUGGAUCAGUUGAGGAGUGAAUGUUUUUAGAAACAACCAGCUCUCCCAGUAAGACUCCCGGCCUUCCUUGUGGGGUGCCGAAAGGCACCCUGACCCUGCCAGCCCCAUAUAGGAGUCAGGCAGAGGAGGACAGGUGUGCCCUGGCUGGCACGGGCCACUCUGUCCCUGUCCUCUUCUCCCCACCCCUGCACUGGGUCUGACUUCCUUCUUAAGGUCACUGUGGCCACAUCUGCCCUUACAGUGGUCCGUGUCAGUCAGCCCCUCGUCUGGGUCCCAGGACCCAUUUGGUGGUGUUCUCUCCAUCUUGUGUUCAAUCCAGCUUUAGCUAAGCAUCUGCUCCGAGGAUACAGACUGAGCAGGACCAAACUCACUUCUGAAGAGGCCCACGGUGGAGAUGACACACACAGGGCUGUUACCCAGAAUGCACUUGGGCUGAGGCCAGGGAGAGGGGCAUGGCCUGGGUAGGGCCAAGAGGUGGCCUCAUUUGAGCUGUCCCCUCUGAGAGCUCCCGUACACCCCCCCCCAGCUUUUUUUAUUUGUUCUUUGAAUCUGGAGAAAACUUUUGAAGUUAUAUAGGCAUUAUAUUUAGGAGGCAGCCACAUCCGACGUCUUAAGAAAAAAAAUUAUAUCAGUAAUAGUUUUAGUUAGCAUGGAAAAUGCUAAAGACAGCAGUCCUUUAGGGAUUAGGAAUGAAUCUAAUAGGUUUGAUUAAUUCUGCUUCAUUUGAUUGUAUGAAGCAUUAGAAUGGCUUAGGUGAGACAAGGAUUAGACUUCAGUAAUGAUGCAUGGAUUUUUUUUAUGCAAAUGCGAAAAACCAGUUGAAAUAGUUUACUGCUAAGUCAGGAGUACUUAUUUUGUGUGAUACUUAUUUUCUGUUAUAGUUAGUAAUAGUCAUAGUCUGUUAUUCAUGCUCUUUUUUUUUUUCCCUCUCACAUACCACAUAGUGAGUCAAACUCUUAUGGCUCUCCUCAGAAUUCUACUUCUCAUCUCAUUUGGACCAGGUGUUCUUGUGUGACUUGGUUAUUGUCUGCCAUUUCUCCAGAUCUGCCUUCUCGAGUUAAGACUUCAGGAAGCGAGAAGCGUCUCAGUUGGGGAUGGAGAAGCACAGCUUAUAUCCUAGCACCCAUGAGCGUGCUCUUGGGGCAUUUUCCCUGUCAGCAUCAUGGUACAAUCUCUUAGUCUCAUUAGUCUGUAUAAGAGGCCUGAUGUGCCACUCCCCCAAGCCUCCCCUGGGCAUCUUUCACAAAGCACCCUGGGCAGAACCUGUUCUUCUAGCUGUGUGUGUCGCUCGAGUGCUUAGCUAGAGCAUUCUCUUAGGCUUAGGUACCCAAAACAUCCCUAGGAUUUAGAAAGCAGAAUAUGCGUAUUACUUUGAACACAGUGUUUGUUAAAACUUUUCUCUGCUAGAUGAGGAUGCAGCAUCAAUUUUCCUCUUCUGAAAUGGAGGGUCAAUACAGGGACGGUCAAACCAAGAGUGGGAGGCAGAGAAGGUGCAGGAACGACAGGCAGGCCGGGAGAGGAGGGGGCUAGGAAGUUGCUGAGCAUCCAGCCAUGUGGGGGUCCGAGUGUGCACCAAGUGUGCACUCACUGUGCACCGAGUCCCAACUGCCUCCCCAGGCCUGGUUCUUGCCUUCCCCCUUUGGGUAACCUUGGGGAUAGGCAUUAGGGGGUCUUCUUUCUUCACGUGGAUCCUGUCCACUCUCUGCUCUGGGCCCUGUCCACAAGCCUAACCACAGACCUAAGAACCACCAGAUCUCCCAAACCAUGGAAAUAGGUGGUUACAGGGGCUGAAGCUGGCUGUGCUAGGGUCGAGCUCUUUACUAGUAAGAUUGAUAUUUGCCGACAUUCCUAUUUUUUAAACUCUGAAACUGCCACUCAGAUUAGGCACAAUUUUAAUGGAAUUUUUGAAUUUAAUAAUGGUCAAUAAUCACUUAAAAGAUUUGCACAAUCUCUUUAUAAUCAAAACCUCGCCAAACUUCACUUAAUACUAUUUUAUAGGAUUUGAGAUGUUCCAAUGGAUUCUAAAUAUCAGAUGCUUCUGGAUCUCAAAAGUAGCCUUCUCUCAACAAGCACAAGUGAAAUUUGACCUGGUCCUUCCUAGCACUGUUUCAUAAUUCUCCGAAAAUCACAUAUGACACAACCAGAAUUGUUUCUUUAUGCUUGCAUUCCAAAACACAGGUGAUAAGGAUAUAAAUACGAGUAGUUUCAACUUAAAUUCUAGGCCUAUUCUGUUCUAUAUUAAAAAAAAAACUUCUCUGUAAUCCAGAUACUAUAUCACUCAUUUGUAUAAGCAUAUUUAUAGGCACUUUAGAAAAUGUUUAGACUGCAUCUUGUAUUAUAGACUUCAAACAUAGUUGUUAACACAGACAUGUUAAUCACCUUUUGUUAAUAUUUGCACACUGAGAGAUAUGAAAGCUUUUUGGUUUGGACCUGGCAGUAUCUUUUCUUGCAGCAGUAGGUGGGGCAGUUUGGAUAGGCUGCUUUUGUGGAAACCUGGCAUAAAGGUUGUCAGGUAGAAGGUACAAACUAAGUGCUCUGUAGAUUUUGAACUUCGAAUCUAACCAGGAUUAAUUUUUAGCAUUUUCAGUUUCAAACAUGCUCCCAACUUUCCUGAGAAACUAAAGCACUUAAAAUGCUUUUGUGGUUAUAACUAUUUUGUGCAUCAGCAAAUGAGGUUUUACAAUCAAAUCUAGCUGUUUUUUUACCCUGUAGUUCUUAAGACCGGAAAUGAGAAUUCAAGGAUAACCUUUUCAGCUGCUUCUCCUGGAAAGGGGAGCCCUGGAGUUCAAGGUGAAGGAGACCAGGGAGCCAGAACCAAGCCAGAACUGAGCCAGACUGGACUGGGAGCUUGUUUCCCGAGGCACUUUCUGGAUGUGACUUCAGGUUUGGUUUCUGUCUCUUAACCUCCGCUUCCUGGCCUAUCAGAAACAUCACAGUUCUUUAGGGACUAAUCAUAACAAACUCCUUUUAUGCAAAUUUUUCUACUCGGUAAUAGGAUGCAACCAGAUAAUGUAAAAAGCUGUCAAAAUACCCAGAUCUGUUUGGUGGUAUAAAUACUAGUAGGCAAGAAAGAAAAAAGCACACGUUAAAAUAAUAUUUACACAGGCAGCUCUUGAUUAUUCCAACUUGUUUGCAAAAUUUUAUUGACACAUUUUGGCUUUUUACGUGAGGAAAACAAAGCUUUUAACAGUUUAUGUUCUUACCCCCCUCUCCAGAGGAGGUGAGGGCUGGGACUCCGAGGCGGCUCCUGGGAGUGGGGGUGGGGGCCUCCACUCUGCCAGACUGAGGAUCCCAGGAAGGCUGGUGACUCUCACGCCCAGCACUCCCACAGGGAUACUGCUCUGAGUCGAUUUUGGAAUGAUUUGCCUUUUUCAUUUUUCUAUGUCGCCAACUUUUUCAUGACACUGUGCUGCUGAGCACUGACUGUAUCAGGAGCAUCCGCGCCCGUGGGGCGGGUGCAGGGCGGGUGUGGGGGUGGGGAGUCCCUUUCUGUGGGAUAGAAGCAGAGUCUGCCCAGGUCAUGACAGCCGGUCACCCCGGAGAGGGUGAAGGUGGAGCUUUCAUCCUGUUGGUUCACAGACACUUUUUUGAGGCUGUUCAUAUAUUGUAAUUAUUCACUUACUGUGCUCUUUUUUAAAACCUGUCUACUUCCAACGCAAUGUUGACCCUACUGUAAUUUCCUACAAAUGAUACUGUUUUCCUAUAAACAGCUCAACUUUUCUUUAUGUAUAAUCUUUUAGGAAAACACUACCUUGUAAAAUAAAUGUGACUUUUUUUC
This is a messenger RNA of Sorex araneus (European shrew), 5030 nucleotides long. It is a transcript of the gene C2H3orf70, whose product is annotated as chromosome 2 C3orf70 homolog. The record is from RefSeq and is a predicted model, not a curated record. The transcript is spliced from 2 exons. The coding region runs from base 203 to 955 and encodes 250 amino acids. NCBI's taxonomy places the organism in Eukaryota, Metazoa, Chordata, Mammalia, Eulipotyphla, Soricidae.